Molecule: messenger RNA, 8194 nt
Organism: Galleria mellonella (greater wax moth)
Lineage: Eukaryota; Metazoa; Arthropoda; Insecta; Lepidoptera; Pyralidae
Exons: 15
Coding region: 16-2166 (716 amino acids)
Biological process (GO): sodium ion transport; lipid metabolic process
Cellular component (GO): membrane
Molecular function (GO): phosphoric diester hydrolase activity; sodium channel activity
Source: RefSeq, a predicted model, not a curated record
AUUUUUUUUUUAAUAAUGGCGAUAAAAGUACAUAAGAGGCAAAGGAAUCAAAAGAAACAUACUGCUAUAUUCAGCUGUCUCUCACGGACGAAAGCUGCAAUUGAGUCCACCAAGGCCUCCAUAACUCCCGCAUACAAUAUCUAUGCGGCCUUCUGUCGAGAGACCAGUCUACAUGGACUCAGGCAUACUGUGGAGGGUUCUGUACAUUGGUUCGAAAGAAUAGUAUGGUUUGUAUUAACACUUUGCGCGUUUGCUGGCGCUGUUUAUUGCGCAUUGAGUCAGCUCACGAGGUACAACUUGGAACCAGUGGUGGUGUCAUUCCAGAGGGAUUAUAGAAGCUUCUGGACCACUUUCCCGGCGGUGACCGCGUGUUUCAUAGAGCGGAUGGACCCGAUCAAAGCGAAGAGUGCUAUUGAAUUGUUCUGGAACGUGACAGAAGAGUCAGACCCUGAUAGGUACCAGUACUACUACGAAUUCAUUGAACUGCUCUCCGACGUGUCCUUCCGGACUAAUUUGCAAAACUUCUGGAAGUACCAGGACGACGAAACUCUGAAUGACAUCGAUCUGUUGCAGUUAGCUAUACACGUGCACCCGACCCUGCUCCUGAAGAUUAUCACCUCAGAUGUUAAUACUGCGGUCCACUGGACUCCAGUAAUAACUGAAGUGGGGCUAUGUAUGACAUUCAACUCGAAGUAUUCGGAGUACCAGUUCUCGCUGCAAGACGUAGAAUGGAUAGGGCAUGAUUUGCUCAAAUGUCAUUACCACAGCGGACAGUGCUUUGUAAGGAUCGACGCUAUGAGCAAGACAGUAAGGUUUUUUAUUCAUUCACCAUUUGAAAUAUCGACAGCUAUCUCGAACCCCACUGGAGAGGUUUCGUCUGGUGAAGAGCUGAUCAUUGAUUUUAAGGCAGUGGAAAUUCAGGCGGCGCCCAGUGUGAGGCACCUGACGCCGGAACAACGCCGAUGUAGAUAUCCGGACGAAUGGAUCAGCAAUUCUAUAAGGGCAUACAGUUUCGGUUUAUGUCAAAUGCACUGUCGAAAUCGCAUGGCGAUGAUGUUCUGUGGUUGUAGACCUUACUUCCAUGUUAAAGGAGUACUCCCGUUUGGUAUCGAUGUGGGCAUACUGGGCAUUGCUGCUUAUUAUCUGACGAGAUUGAAGAAACCGAGUCAAAAUAAUAUUACCAGUAUAUUCGGACCGGAGCCCGGGAGUAAAGAGAGUGAAGAAAGCCCUGACAAAGUGGUCCGUUGUAUAGCCCACAGGGGCGCGGGAUUUGACGCGCCGGAGAACACUUUAGAAGCUUUCAAAUAUUGUGUAGAACAUGGGUGCAACUUUGUCGAGCUAGACGUGAGAUCAUCAAAGGACGGUAAAUUAAUACUGCUGCACGAUCCAGGGCUGGAAAGAUUAGCAGGCUCCAAUAUAUCUAAUGUGCGUGCUUUGGACUGGGAGAAGAUUAAAAGCAUCAAUGUCGGGGCCAGGCAUCCUAACAGAAAACAUUUCAAGGAAGUCCACCUCUGUCUACUGGAUGAGGCGCUGGACUAUUUGUUGGCCAAUAAAGUGAGAGUCAUUAUUGAUGUCAAAGGAGAGGACAAGCAGGUAAUAAACGGUAUAUUGAAGACAUUUUUGGAUCGGCCAUCGCUCUACGAGCACGCAGCAGUCACCAGCAUGAAUCCUUAUGUCCUUUAUCAGAUUCGCAAGAAAGAUCCGCAAAUAGUGGGCGCCAUGAGUUACCGGCCGUACUGCUUCAGCGCUCACGACUACGACGCGGAGAGCGGUCCCAAUAAUCCUAGAUAUGGUGACAAUCUGCCGGUGCAAGCAGUGCUGCGCGCCGCGGAUGCGCUGCACGCGCUGUCGUGGCGCUGGGCGGCUCGCUGGUGCGGCGUCAGCGCUGUGUUACUGCACAAGGACAUCGUCAGCCCGAGCGAAGUGUCGUAUUGGCGGUCGCUGGGAGUGAGGUGCGCGGGCUGGUGCGUCAACCGGCCGCUGGAGAAACUCUACUGGAGGGGGGUGCUCCGGGCCCCGUACCUGGCCGACACGCUGCUCGGGGAGCCUGACGUAGAAAAGAAAGAUCAAGACAAGGAGCGAGAAAGAGACACUUGCGUACGAGCCGGACCUAUCAUAGACAAGAUACUAGAGUCUGAACGUCGAAUGUCGUCGGGGCAGAAUUAAAAAAAAAAAACAAAUUCAUGAGUUAAAUUAUCUGUGACACAUAUUGAAAUGUCAAAUUUUGGAGGGAAUUAGUGUUGUAAAUAUUACAAGACAAAAUACUGGAGUUUGAACGUCAUGAAUGGGGCAGAAUAAAAAAAAAGUUUACGAGCUAAAUUAUCUAUGAAAUAUUGAAAUGUCAAAUUUUGGAGGGAUUUUUUUUUGUAAUGUCUUUUAAUACAAUUCACUACUUUUGGUGAAAUCUUGAUGUGCGACAGUUGUCCAGCCGUAAGGUUAUAAGAUAGGUGCUUUAAACAAAUUGCGUUGUCUAUGCUUUAUUGAAAGCCUUAAUCUAAUUGAAAAGUAAUUUUUUCUUUGUAGAUGGAUGACCAAAAGCCCAAUAUCGAAAAGCCAAGAAUGAAAGAGAUGGAUUAGUGCAUAGUCGAAGCAUAGAGUAGAGGUUAGUUUUUUAUACCACAGAUUACAGAAAGGCGGGAAGAUUUGUCUAUGGUGCCGAUGUGUAAAAUGUAACGUUCCCAAAACUUAGACAGUAUUUUUUUUUUCUAUAUGUUUCAAAUUAUUUUUUUACAAUUAUAAUAUUUUUGGAAACUAGUUAAUAUUAAAGAUAUUGUUUAUAUUUAUAGGGUAACUUUGAUCUAAAUAAAAAAAAAAAACAUCGUUUCUCCUAUAUAAUGUUGUGAAAACAAUUAAAAUUAGGUACUACAACACUAAAUAUCUUCUCUUAAUUUUUUUUUUAAAUGGAUAAUGGAAUGGUAACCCCACCCGCGCUAUCGGUAUACACCGGCGGGGCACCAGUGAAGGAUGAUAGGUGAGGAUGAAGUAGGUCAGUUAGCCCAUCGUGACGAAUUCAACAAGAAUUGUUCACGAUGGUUUCCAGGGGGAACCACGUGGAAGUCGACCUAAUAAGGUAUAUUGCUAGCAAUGGGGCUGUCAAACUCCAUUGCUAACAAUCCUUUUCCCCCAUCUUCUCUUAGUUUAGUGGGGUAAGUCUUAAAAUAAAUUUCAAUUAUUCGAUAUUGGAAUCGAGACGUUUUGCAUUCUCGAAACGCAACACUAGCGAUAUAAUGGUUCCAUAUUGUUCUGAUAGAUGCACAUUAGUGUAACUUAUCAAUCCAAACUUAUCUUUACUUUACCAGAGGAAGACUGUACAAAAGGGUGGGAUAUAGCAUGAAUUUACAGGGUACAGAGGAAUAACACCCGAGUCCUCAGAAUGGCAACGCAUGGGGGGUAUUAUGGGCGAAACAGUAUACUCUGUUAUGUGCAUGGUACUGCUCAUGUCUAUAGGUGACGGUUACCACUUUCUAUUAGGCGGGCAGUCAGCUUGUUUGCCAUUCUAAGUUGCGUCCCACCACCCUUCAAACCGAAACACAGCCAUGCAAACACAACUGCUUCACGGUAGAACCACGAAUGGGACAGAGUUUCAAUUGCAUUGUAUUUUUUUGUUCAUUUUUCUUCAAUCACAUCUCUUUUAUUUCUAAACCGAUUUGAAUUUUUUUUUUUUUUAUUUGAAAGGAUAUGCUUUAAGAUUGGUUCCAGAGACAGUUAAUCAAGUAUACUUAAGUAGUUUAGUUUUAAAUUCAAAAUAUUUAGUUUUGCAAUGAUAGAAGUCAGUCUUUUCUUGUAGAACAAAGUCUUAAACUGUUUUAAUUAUGAUCAGAGUUACCCACCUUUUUUUUUUUUGCAUUUUUACCACCAUAGAGGCUGAAUAGUUUUAUUUAAUUUUAUUAAAUAUUAAAAUUAUUAUUAUUAAUAUGAAAAAUAAAAUAUACUAUGUUUAAAUGUUAAAUUUACAUUGAUAAUUUUAUAUAAUUUCAAAUUAAAUUGUACCUUUUUAUUUACAAAAUUAAAAAAAAAUAUAUAAAAUAGAUGCAAUUGCAUCGUUGCAGUUAGAAAAGGAUAGCGUAAUAAUGUUUUACAAUGACAAUUUGAGCAAUAAUAUGUCUUACAUAUCAAAAUAUAAGGUUAAAUUUUGCCAAAACGAAUAUAUUUGUACUACUUCCGCGUAGAAGGUUUAUAUUAUCCAUAGACAUAGUUAUGUAUAAUUCUAUAUUAUUUAUAUUAUAUAGUUCUUAAAAAUAACAAUGUUACCAAUCCAUCCUCUGAAAAUACCUGAAUCAUUGCAACAUUCCUAUCUUUAGUUAGCACUUGAAACUCGAACAUAACUACUAGAUAUUUAUAGUCUUAGAACACACGUGUUAUAGCAUAAUUGCAGCAUGACAGGUCAUGUCAAGUUAUGACAGCUGACAGGUCACUAAAGCCAAAGACAAAAUACGUAACUAACCGAUUCAACAAAACAAUCUAUCGUAUUUUUAUAAUAACUAAGUAAUCCGUCGGCAAAAUACCCUAAUAUCGGGGUGAAUGCCACAAAAGAAAAAAAAAGUAAUCUGUCAAAAUGACAGCUGUCACCUGCUAUAUAAUGCUGUACCGUGCGAUUGUAUUCCAUAAUUUUUAUUUAAUUUUUAACCGUCAGGUGGGUCGAUUGUUAAACUUUAUGCUCUUAAUAUAGCAACAUUCCUAUCAACUUGAGCCAGUGCCCAAUCUAGCAACUUUGCCACUACAAGCGAAAAUGAUAUUUGCCACCCUACGUAAUCGUCAAUCGCCCUUAAUUUGGCCGCUUCUGGUUCUUAUCAGAUAUUAUUUAUUUAUUUAUUUAUUGUUUAUUGCACAAUAAAACUUUGUACAAGUGGCGAGCUUAAUGCCAUAUGGCAUUCUCUACCAGCUAACCAUUAGGUAAAAACAGAAAGCGUAUUAAGGGCAGAUGUGGUGAAAAAUAUGUAACAUAAUUAUAGCAACAUACUGAAAUAAUUAUACAUAAUAAUACAUAAGAAAUAUUUUUUACUACCUUAAUUUUUAUCUGAACUCAUUUUUACCGCCUUUAAUUUUUGCCAAAACUCAUUUUGGCUGUAAAUUUUUGUUAGCACUAAUUUUAGCCGCAUGCCAUUUUUGCCAAGGCUCAUUUUUGUCUUUCUGGAUUUGCUAAUUUUCCCCCUAAGAUUAGACAUUGCCCUAGUUGUCUAUAUACCUCUAGUAAUCACAUUUUUCCCUCCCCAUCCAACUCCCCCCGUUACCGUACAACAUUUACCCAACUUGCCCCUAGGGGCCCCUGCUUGCUCCUGUCUUAAUUACCUAUAUACCUCCAUUUAACACAUUACUCCCGUCCCAUAUUCACAUCAUUCCAUGAAAAAAAAAACAUUGCGUUUAAAUCAGCUUACAUAUUUUUUCUGAAACCAAAUUACACUUAAAAAAAUUUAUGGUUCUGUCGAUUGACAUUUUUUUUAUCAAUGCUAAUCCAUAGAGUAUAUAAUCUAUAAAAACUAUUAAAAAAAAGAAUAGACAAUUGUUUCUCGACUGUUUCUAGAAAGUGGUGAUAAUGGUACACAUAAAUAGAUAAUUUGUAUAAGCAUGUGUGUGUAGUAUAUAUUUACAUACUAGGUAUUUUAAUGGCAUUAUAGUUCGAAUACGUUUUGCCAAUAUUGGCAUGCAAAUUUUUUUAUUUGACGAACUGUACUUUUACAAAAAGAAAUAUUGUAAAUUAUGUAAUGUCAGUAACAGUACAAUGAAAACAAAUAAUAAGAAUUCAAAAAUAUAUAUCAAAAAAUUAAAUAAUAUUUAAAUAGAGGGUACUUAAUAUCUAUAUAAAUAGAUAUUUCAUAUUUUCACGAAUAGAUUUUUUUUAAUAUAUUUUUUUUUUAUGGGUGCAAAUGGUAUGGCAACCCCGCCUGCGCUAAAGUGAUACACUGGCGGAGCACCAGUGAAGGGUGAUAGAUGAGAAUGAAAACAGGCCAGUUAGCCCAUCAUGAUGAAUUCAUCAGGAAUUAACCAUGAUAGUUUCCAGGGAGAACCGCGUGGAGGCCGACCUAGUUGGGUAUAUUGCUAGCAAUGGGAUUCUCAGUCUCCAUUACUAACAAUCCCUCCCCCCCUCCCUAUUUUAAUAUAUUAGAAUUAUGAAAUUAAUCUUGUUAGUGUACUUUCUUUCAAUAGACUUUAAAAAGAAAAAGGUGCUCAAUUCGGUUGCAUUUAAAUUCUGUAUUUAUUACUGCAUAACAUAGUGGAGAGCUACACAGCCAAUAAUUAACGCAUGGGGGGUAUCAUGGGCGAAACAGUAUACUCUGUUAUGUCCAUGGUACUGCUCAUGUCUAUAGGCGACGGUUACCACUUUCCAUCAGGUGGACCGUCAGCUUGUUUGCCAUUCUAUUUGUGAACCGAUUUGGAAGUUUCUUUUUUUAUCUGAAAGGUUAUAGUAACAGAUUGGUCUCAUAGGAAUUUUUACAAAAUGGAUUCAAUAGUUUUGUUUUUAAAUUAAGAUAACUGGUUUUGUCACAAUUGAAGUCGGUUCUUCUUUGUGGGAUACAAUUUUGAAUUAUAUAAGAUACAAACCGUAUUAAAAUUUAUUAUUCACGCCAUCUGUUGGCGGUGUUUAGAUCGUCUACGUGAACCUGGUACGCUCCGCCAACCAUUUGUGGCAGAAAUGCUGUCAUUUUGCAAAAUUUCACUCCGAAAUUUUGUCUGUGGCACAUCAUGUUGAUGAUUUACAAAAGUGGCAGAUUUAAGGGAUUCCAAGAAAAUUGAUUUUUUUUUUAUUUUCAAUAAAGCCAUCUUUUUUUUAUUAAGUAAAAAUGGCAGGAUUUUUUUUAUACAAUUUAGAAUGGCAGACAAGCUGACGGCCCACCUGACGGAAAGUGGUAACCGUCGCCUAUAGACACGAGCAGUACCAUGGACAUAAUAGCGUAUACUGUUUCGCCCAUGAUACCCCCCAUGCGUUGCCAUUCCUGAGGACUCAGGUGUUAUUCCUCUGUACCCUGUAAAUUGCAUGGGUACCUCUGUCCCAUCCGUGUUUCAACCAUGAAGCAGUUGUGUUUGCAUGGCUGUGUUUCUGUUUGAAGGGUGGGAUAUGGCGUGAAUUUACAGGGUACGUGAUGCUCGUGGUGAUGUGGUUAUACUCCUUGGUUGGAACCUUGUAAAUAUUUUUACUCAUUUUUAAUUCUUUGAAUUUUCGAGAGGCGUGCCAUGUUAUCGUAGACAGUUUAUAUUUUGCUUUGUUUUUCGGUAUCAGAAAAAAUAUGUACUCUAAUGCCUUACCAAAGACCUCUUAUGCAAUAAAAUAGUUGUUUUAAAUGCUGAUUAAAUUUUGUUUAUAUAUACGUAGUUAAAUUGAAGGUAUUAUAAGUAAGUAGUGUAUUUAUUAAUUCAUUUUAGAUUUAAUAUAAGUGCAAAACGUUUGCCUGUUUUUAGCGGCUAAAGUUCGCUGUCCAUUGAACGUUAAGUUUUAAUUUUUUUUUUUCUAAAUUUGUUCAAAAAAAUAUCUUGUUGCGGUUAUAUAUUAUUAUUAAUUUAAUAAAAUUCACGUCUUAAUUUAUUAUUAACUCUCACUGUCAGAAGGCCAAUAGUGUGAGAGUUGAACAAAGAUUUAACAAUGCGUUCACUUUUUGUAAGGUAAUUAAGUUUCCGCAAUUAUCCGCUAGAGGCGCUGCUAAAAUUUGUUGUAUCUCAGGUUUUUUUAAUGCAUGAUAAUGGAAUAGUAAUCCCGUCUGUGCUAACGGUAUACGCUGACGAGACACCUGUGAGGGGUGAUAGAUGAUGACGAAAGCAGGCCCGUUAGCCCAUUGUGACGAAUUCCACUAGAAUUAAUCACAAUAUUUCCAGGGGGAACCGCGUGGAGGUCGACCUGGUUAGGUAUAUUGCUAGCAAUAGGAUUUUUAGUCUCCAUUACUAACAAUCCCUUUCCCCCCUAUAUGUAUGUAUGUAUAUAUGUAUGUAUGUAUAUAUAUAUAUAUGUAUGUAUGUAUUUAUAUGUAUGUACCCAUAUUCGUGCAAUAAAUGAUUUGAAUUUAAAUUUAAUCUACAUAUUUUUCUCUCCAAAGAGUGAGAGAGAGUUUUCAAUGGACAGUGAAAUUUAUUCGAUACUAUAAUAACUUAAUAUUGUUUUUUUUUUCCCAUUCAAGUAUUAUUAUUGCCAAAUAAUAUUGAUUGUAAAAUGUCGCACAAAUUAUUGUAAAAGAUAUUUAUUUUUAUUAAAUUUUAUUGUAAUUUA